CAUUGACAGUUCCUCUUUCAUGAUUUAAAACUUCUUCUGACAGGAGCUCGUAUGAGCCAUUUUCCUUGCUCCAUUUAUAGAUUGGGUGUAGGCUGGCCACCGUUAAGGGGUUAUGGCAGGAGGAAGAUAUUCUGAUAAAAUACAUCCUGCUCUCCAGUACAUUCCUCUUCAGCAACUGGCCUCUCUGACUGCCCAUUUCUGCUGUAGACAUAGAGGCAUAGGUGGGUGGCCACUCUCAUUUCUUUGUUCUUUAACACACACACACACACACACACACACACACACACACACACACACACACACACACACACACAAAAGUGCAUGCAUAUGCCACCCUGAGGUAUCUGGGAACCAAGGGUAUGUUUGGGUGGUGGUAGCUAGAGGAGGUGAGUUAAGAUAGUCCUGGAAGUCCCCCAGUACCAGUAUGAGUCACACUGAGAAUUGGCAAGUGACACUGCGGUGGGAUGGCUAAUCUGUUUUCUGUUUUGUAUGGAUGAUGCCAGACUGAAUUCUUUUUAAAGUUACUACUGUGUGUAUGGGUCUUGUGCCUGAGAGUAUGUCUGUGAACCACAUGUAUGCCUGGUGCCCAAGAAGUCCUGAGGAAGGCAUUGGAUUCCCUGUAACUGUAGUUAUAGAUGGUUUUGAGUUAUCAUGUGGGUGCUGGGAAUAGAAUCCAGGUCCACUGGAAGAACAUUCAGUGCUUUUAACUGCUGAGCUAUCUUUUCAGCUCCAGACUGAAAUAUUGUACUUACUUUCCCCUAACACUUUGUGGUAUGUGGGUAUUUUAAAGAGUUAAUAUUUAAUUUAUGUGUAUGGGUGUACUGGCUAUUUUUGUGUCAACUUGACACAGCUGGAGUUAUCACAGAGAAAGGAGCUUCAGUUGAGGAAAUGCCUCCAUGAGAUCCAACUGUAAGGCAUUUUCUCAAUUAGUGAUCAAGGGGGAAAGGCCCCUUGUGGGUGGGACCAUCUCUGGGCUGGUAGUCUUGGUUCUAUAAGAAAGCAGGCUGAGCAAGCCAGGUGAGGCAAGCCAGUAAAGAACAUCCCUCCAUGGCUUCUGCAUCAGCUCCUGCUCCCUGACCUGCUUGAGUUCCAGUCCUGACUUCCUUUCGUGAUGAACAGCAGCAUGGAAGUGUAAGCCGAAUAAACCCUUUCCUCCCCAACUUGCUUCUUGGUCAUGAUGUUUGUGCAGGAAUAGAAACCCUGACUAAGACAAUGGGUAUUGUAUGUAUGUGUACCAAGUUACCUUUGCCUGCAGAGGACAGCAGAGGCUAUCCAGUCCCCUGGAACUGUGGUUGCAGAUAGCUGUUAGCUACCAUGCAAGAGCAGGGAGCAGAGCCAGGACCUCUGCUAGAGCAGCCAGUGCUCUUAAGUGCUGAGCCAUCUCUCCAGCCCCGUGGUGGAGUCAGUGCACAGAAUUACAUGGUGGGAGGAGGAAUCUACUAUGUUAGUUAUCAUUUACCUACAGGACAGUCUUCCAGUUUCAGGUGCACAGUUUGGUAUGUCAUGUCUAUCAUUAUUGUUUCUUUCUUUCCCUCUGCUGUCAGUCCUCCACCCCUAAGACAUCUCUCUCAUAAGUCAACCUGACUUAAUUAUCACUGUAUCCAUGCUUCUGUGCAAGUGCUUAUGUGCACUCUUAAGCCUUUAGGGGAGAGCAUAUAUGGUUUGCUUUCAAAUAUUUUACUGUAUUUUGGUACUGUUACUGGCAAGAGAAGGAGGUGUCAGGGAUUUGGGGUUGAACAAGACUUUAUAUUAUUUGUGGUGAGAAAUGAUUUGUUGCAAUCUGUAGCUGUUGGCAGUUUUUCUACUUCAUGGUUCUCACCACAAGAGCUAGGUCUUUCUAGGUACAGUGAAUUCAUGAAUCCACUUUCUUUCACUUGUUAACUAAGGCUUUCAUUUGUGUCUGACUGAGGCUGAAGGAAAGCCUACAGUUUGCCUUCCACAUAGCUGGCUGGUUCGAUAGUGACAAGGCCUUGCCUCCAUGUCCAGCUAGUUAGAGCUAUAGUAGUAUACAAACCUAGAAUACAGGUUUUAAUCACAUCUGUCGGUCGAUUAAAAAUAUUAACUAAGACAGUUUUUUAAAAAUUUAAGUGUUUAAUGUUAAUCUUUGACUGGCUGACUUUCAUUCUUGUGAAAUUCCAAUAAUCUGACCUUUGAGGCUUGCUGAAAUAGCAAUACUUCAGACAAACUUAUCCUUUCAGAGCUGAAAUUCCUUUAUUUUAAAUGUGUGAAUUUGAAUUAAGUGCAGUGUGGGUGUGUGUAUGUAAAUGAUCAUGCAAGUUUAUUGAUGCAGGUUUUAAACAGUAGGGGAAAGGGUACUCCUCACCCCAAGUGACCCUGCUAUUAGAAGUUAACCAUGGUCGAGAAGUUUGACUGCAGCUUUAAGAAAUAAAUGGAUAAUUUAUAAACAGUAUUGAUAUUGCUCCAUACCAAGUGAAACAGCUAACACAAGUCAGUAUACAUUGCUAUAGCUGUCCUCAGCACCAGCAGAGAGGAUCUCAGAAGGGAGAUGGGGAGAACCUGUCUUAGAUUCUUCUGGCCUUCCUGUUUCAGACUGAGGAGCAGGGUCCCACAACAUCAUAGAUUUCAUUGUGUUGUCAGAAUCUCUUCCUUCAUCUGCAUCUCGGCCACUGAAUCAUUCAUUAUUAAUGACUGUUAUCUUCAAACUGAAAUGUAUCAUCAUGGAGAGAAAGGAACACCAAAUGCGUAAUUCCUGGAGAGAGAGUGAAGAAUAUUUGUGCCAAGCAUGACUAAAAGAAGCCAUUGAAAAGUCCAUGGAGUUCGCUACCUACCCUCGGAAAACAAUUUCCGGGAUGCUCUGCUCCAUGUCAACAAAACCACAAGAGAAACUCAAAGCAACGAGUAAGAAGGAUGGAAAACUCAAAUCAGGAAAAAUUCACAGAAUGUGUACCUUCGGAGUCAUAGCUAACCAAAUUCAACUCUUCAGGACCAAGGACAAGGCACGGCAGAUUUACCUUGAUUAGAUUUACCCUGCCCAGAUGUACUUUGCAGCUGGGUGUGCCUGUUUCAUUCAUCCAGUCACACUAACUAUCAAAUAGUUAACCGUACAAAAUGGAGCAGACUAGAUGUACGCUUCGGUGUAUCCUCUCGGAACCUUUGGAUUAGCUAGCUGUCUCUUCAGGUUCUACCUCGAUGCAUAAUCAGCUUCACCAGUUAUACAUGAGGUGUGCUAUGCAACUGGAGUAGUGGGUUGAGUAUCAGUUGGGGUCUCCCUAAAAUCAGUCCUGUGGGCUAAAUAUAUACACACUGGCUGUGUCUGUGGUUGAAACUGCACCUAAGAUGCAGGAGAAGAUGUGCGGUGUUGGGUUGAGAAGGUGCCCACUCAGACCCCAGGAAUUUAGAAUGUGUUAAAAACUGUGAGUUAAGGAGGUCAAGAAAAUGUAAUUUUCCCAGAUAUAAAGAUAACCCCAGAUUAUCCUAAAUUACCACUUUAUUAGCUUUUUCCAUUGCUUACAUAACUUAAUGUCUCUGAACAUGAUGUCCUCAAGAAUAAGGAGGUAGCAAUACCAACCUGAGGUCUAUGGUAAAGGUAAUGGAUGGAGAACAUUUGAAAAUACAUAUAAAUUCUUUCCCCCCGCCCUCUGUAGUGGUAAAUUAUGUCUACUGAGCCAGGCUUAUGUUCUUCCAUCAGAUGCUCAGGCUGUCUGGCUCUCAGUGUGCUCAGACACCAUCGUCAGAUUUCUUUCAAGAAACGUGUGUGUGGGCAAAUGCUCUAAAGUGGGCUUCCUGUCAUAUUUUAAAUUUCUUGCUGAGGACCAACACACAAAACUACAACCUAGGAAUGUACAGCUUUAAGUGUUUUCAUAAUUGCCAAAAUUUUGUAAGGAGUCAGAAAAGCUGAGUCACAACCCUCCUCACAUCUGAAAAGUCUGCGUUCUGGAUGCUUCCACUGUGGAUCGGACAUCCCAUCAUCUAACCUGUCGUCCAUGGCUAGAGGGCAAUAGUAGUUUCGGAACAGUUCCCAAAUGCCAUUUGAUGUUUCCUGUACGACCUAACUUGCCUGGAGGCCAGACAUGUUUUGGGUCUGGUGCCUUAUCCCACAUUAAGUGUAGGUCUGCAUGCACAUUUCAGCUCCUGUUUCAUCUGCAUUUUUGUACCUAUUAACGCAUGCCACCGUCCUUGCAAAAAAUAUUAGUUGUUUGAAUGUUUGGGAAGUAUGGGACAGGCUCUAGGGAUGCCUAUAAAUUGAAUGUACCAUAUAGUCACCCAGACACUGUGAUGAACCACACAGCUCCCAGUGUCAUUAUUAAUCAUUAGUUUAUCAUCAGCCAUUGCUUGGAGAAUGGCGCUAUUCUUAGCAAUGGUUGGCCAAUGACAGGAGUGAAGGGGGUUUACCUUGUCCAUACCUUAUUCUUCAGUCCCUUCCACCCUUCAGCAAACUUCUUAAACAUCUCUGGUAUUUGGUAUUCACCUUGGAGAAGCCAUCUUAGCUUGCUUGUUUAUAUCCUUCUUCCUGCCCCUCCUUCCACCUAACUCCUCACCCCCACACAUUUUUUUUUUUAACCAAGACACAGUUCUGGUUCUGACUCAGUGCUGUGUUGUCUGUCUGUCUGUCAGGAAUGUUCUUCCUAGCCUCUUCUUUUUAAGGCUAACAUUCUAUUUUCUAUGUCUCAGUUCAAAGAACAACUUCCCCUGGCAAGUCUUGUCAAGAAUGGCUUGUCCACCAAGUCUCCUUUAUUCACAUUCUUACUUUGUUUACCUGAAGUCUUAGGUUCUACCUACAACUGUCUUCACUUAUCAAGGCAUGGGUUGAAGUUGUCUGGGUACAUUUGGACAGAUGCAGUAGUAGCCGGGAUGCAGUUAUACAGUUGGUAUUUGUGUUGUGAAUGAAUAUGUUGUGGACCAAGGAUGCAUGUGGUAUGUGGAAGACAGAUGCUCAGGUUGGUGGGGCAUCUGUGAAGUUCUGCAUUUGGGUUGCCAUCCUUGUAAGCCUGGUGCGUGAUCACUCAGGGUUCUAGUCUCCUACUCUUCCAUAUAGAAACCUCCUGGCAGUUUUGCAACUGUUUCUGGAGCAAUCUUUUUAUUUUUUUGAUGGAACGAAAUCAACUCGAGUCAUUUGUGUGUCUUAGAAUGUUCCAUCAUUUCUGGAGUGUGGUUGUAAGAAGUAUCUUGCUCUUUCUGUGGCCAGAUUACACUUUCAGAGGUCAAAGAUGAAUUGGCAAGCCCAGCCAAACAAAUGCAAGCCACAGACCAUUGCUCACCCUACCCUGGGGUGGCGAGAUGACUGGCGGUAUUUGUUUUUAAGACCAGGGACUAGGCAGAAUGGUGCUGGAACCCAGAACAUCUGAUUACAAGUUUCUUUUUCCACAGUGGACCCACCAUCUCAGGGAUUCAUAGUCUACCCUGUCAUCUACCAGUUCUUCUGGUGUGAAUUCAUAAUUCUCUAAAAAGUAUUAGGGCAGAAAUGCUUUAACACACACAUAGUAUGUUUUUAAACACACAUCUGACUUUAAAUGUUUAGAAUCACCAAACUUCCCAAAGCCUUAAGGGUCAUACUUCAUGUCCUGUUACUUCACUAGACCUAUUUGGGUUAGAGAUCCCUGUGUUUAUUCUUCCUAUAACAAAAAUGCAAGGCCAUUCUUCAUAAAGAAGCAUUAGAGAGCAGGAACCCCCAAGUCUACACCUUAGUUCUCCUGAUGUGUGUGUGAGUGAGUGAAUGAGUGUAUGUGUGUGCCUUUGAGUGUUUUCCUUUACACUCCCUCUUUGUAUCGUGGAUGCCUUUGUAGAAAGCAUGCUGUAUGGCUUCUGUCUUUGCACUGGGCCCUCGGCCUUGUUCCUGUGUAUGGCCAUGAUGAUCUUCUCGGGACACUCAGAUGGUCCCAGGACAUCUAGUGUGUGCAGGUCCUGGGUCACUUACUUAAGUGUUCUCAGGGUCUCUCUCCAACCAUUCCUUACAGUCUGUUUGUUUGCUGAGACCCACAUCCUUUCCUGUAGGUCUUGGUUUUUGUUCUUCUUUUCUUCCCCGUCUCUACACACAGAAUCAGCAAUUCUCCAAUUCCUUUGGCGUUCCAAUUCCUUUUGCUAGAGAACAGAAUUGAAGUCAAACAGAACAAAACAUUUGACUGCUAGGAGUCCUAUUUCAAAGACUUCUGGAUGAAAGAAAUGACUUUCUGUGAAGCCAUUUCAGGUGAAGAAUUAGAAAAGGAAUGUAUGUACCAUUAGGCAUAUCUAGAUACUAGGUCAUGAAUUCAAAUAGCUAUUUCACAUUUAAGUCCAGCAACCCCAAAUCUGUGUUAUUUUGUUAUAAUACAUUUCUUCAUGAACUCUGACUUCUUAAGACCAUAAACAUUAUGCUGUCUCCUCUUUCUAAACCUCUACAUUAUCCAUCUCUGUCUUGUCCAUUACUUUACUGUAAUAACUUCACUGAUGUAAAUAUUUUGAGGUUUCUGUUCUUGUUGUAGGAAGAAGAAAAACAAAUAAAACACUUUGACUUUUUAUAAUCUGAGUAGUACCAUUUAUGCAAAAGCUUAGUAUAACUUUCAUCUUUCCUUGGUAAUGCAGCCAUAUUUUUUGAGGAUCAUGGGAAGGGUCAACUCUCCCAGGAAAGAAUAUGGAGAUCUUAUAUUUACAAAUCUAUUCUCGCUGUUGCAUGUAGAAAUAUGUCUGGUUUGUGGGAGGGUUAGUACCAAGGGCUUUUUAGAGUCACCUCUUGACGACCAAGGUGCUGGCCAUUACUGUACUGUCUUGGGGACAUUGCUAUGGAUCUUAGAUGCACAGUUAAUUGCAUGAGUAGUAUGAUUAUUAGUCAUUAGGUUUAAUAUAUUUAAGUUGAUGUGCUGAAAGUUUGUUUUUAACCAUUGCCCUGCAGCUAAUGUGAUUAUAUGUAUUUAAGCAUUGUGUGCGCACACUCACACAUACAUAUGCAUCCACAUUAGGCUACAUCAUCUGGAGGAACUGUGUGUGGGCGUGUGUGAUUGGCAAGUGUGAAAUUGAAUUUAGUAUGAGAUUUUCUGUCUUAGGUAAAAUAUUUGAAAGAACGUUGAUAGCGAAAAGCUGUCUAGCCUCGGAAACACUGGAACAAGGGGUCUGAAUGUUAAAAUUUCAUUUAAAUGGCAAAACACUUAGAACUACGCUGAAGAAUUUAGUUUUAGUGGGAAAACUUUAAUUUGCCUGUAGUGUGAGGUACAAGUUAUUAAUUGCACCAAAGAUAACAUGCUAAUUAGAAGGUUCGUGUAUGGUUGUCAGAGGUUAACAGUGCACACUGACAGACUUGGAAUAGAAACUAAUUAUAUUAUGUUCUCUAGAAGGAGUAUUUUUACCCACGAAUGGAAGAUCCCUUAUUAUAGCCCUGUUUUUUCUUAGCUUGAAAAAGAGUCUUUUAGCUGUUCUUUGUAAUGAAGCUGCUGCGAUGAGUGUUCACACCAGUGAUGAAGGUGUAUAAAUAGCUUGACUUGCAGCCUCCCCUUCCAGCAUAGCCACGGAGACAGUUCACAGAAACGUUAUGCAUAUCUGAAGCCUAGACGCAACACACACAGAGAAGACCUUCUGAACGUUUACCCUGGGUUGAAAGAAAAUCACAGCUAUCAAGAUGUUUUGGAAAUAUUUCCAAUAUUCCUUUUUGAAAUACCCUAUUGAUAAGUCUUUUUUUUUGUGUGUGUGAUGCAUUUGGCUUAUGCAUCCUCAUACUAUUUUAUGAACUCUAGCCCUAUGCGUGCGUGCGUGUGUGCAUGCGUGUACGCAUGCGUCCCUGCACGCCUAUGUGAAGACUUAGUGAGGGAUGUCUCAGCUCACCAUUUCAAAGAGUUCAGUUCACAGCUGAUUUGGCCUGUUGCUUUGAUGAAGCAUGUGAGCGAGGAAGUCUGCCCUCUCCCUGUGACCGAACUUCCUCCCUGUUGGCCCUCCCUCCUUAAUAAGAUUUCAUCACCGCCCAGUAAUGCCACAGACUGGGGUCCAAGCCUUUUAGCACAUGAACCUUGGAGUGACAUUAAGGAUCCCAACCAUGGUAAUGUGAAUGUAAACUAUAAAACUUGGAUACAGCUUUGAGGUUAGCCAGGCUGUUUAAAGUGAUUGCCCAUUGGGCCACCACAUGGUUUCAGUUAAGGUCAUCAGUAGUUGGGAGUCUCUAUCUGUGCCCUUUUCACUUGUACCUCAGGUCUUCCCUCCCCUAGACACUUUCUUGACUUGCAGAGUCAUGUUGUCUUGGUUUUCUUUAUCAUGGGACUUGUAUGUGUUCAUUCCCCAACAGAGUUUCUAUUUCCUUUUGUUUUGUUUCUUUCUAGGGCAUUAUUUCUGCCAACGCCUCACCUCAUGCCUACGCCUCUUGAUUGUGUUACUUGGUAAUACAUUCUCACCACCACCUCAGCCCCUGUUGCUGGUUUGUUGUUGUUGUUGUUGGGUUUUUGUUUGUUUGUUUGUUUGUUUUUGUGACAGUGUAGUCCGGGCUGGCCUGGAAUUCAUAGAAAUCUACCUGCUUUUGCCUCCGAAGGCAUUGGGAUCAAAGGAGUGCGCCACCCCACCCAGCUGGGUUACAUUAUCUUGACUACUUUUGUCCCUGGAUGUUUGGUUUAAUUCAGUGCUGGUUUGCCUUGCAAAUGUCCUUGUUAGGAGUUUUCUCUUUUCUCUUUACUUGGGAGUGCACCUGUGAGGGUUGGAGGAAGCAGUUCAUUCAGGAAUAUUGAACUGGUUAUACUAAUCUGUAGUUCUGCAUUGAAUCUUUCUGUGUUACACAUUCUCUCCAAGUUGGGUUUCAUUUUAAUAUCUUCAGAUAUUUGUAUAAUUAAUCAACAAAAUAAACCCCAGAAACAUACAAUGGAAUCUUCCACGGAUCCUGUGAUUACAGUGCUUAGUCACAGUACCCAUUCUCAAUAGUUCUGAGCAAGUACUAAACAGGCCAUUGAUAAACUUUAAGUCCAUUCCUAAUGUCACAGUUUACCUGGAAGGUGGUUCAGCCAGCAGACUUACUUUCAUUUCUUCCUGGGCCUCUUUUUGCCAUCGAACAAAAUUUGAAGGCAUUUGCUUUCAAACAAUCUAAACUAGAAGUAGCAAAAAUGAAAAAUACAAAAGUAUUAGUCUUAGUAAAGUGGAGUUAAGAUCAUGGCCAUAUGCACGAAUUUGUGACACCCUUUGUUCUCAGGGUGUGACCCUUGCACUGACCAGACCUUCUAGUCUCUCAUUGCGCUGACAAAUGAAUAGUGCAUAUAUUUAUUUUCCUCAAAUCAGGAUUUGUAAGUCACAUCUGUUGGGUGACUUAUUUUGUUUAUUAAAAUGUGCAAUUAAGUGUAUUAAUGAGUGGGGGAUGUCCAUGACUUCGUGUUUGUUGUGAAAGCCAGAGCAGGUCUCCUCUUAUCUGGUCUCUUCUCUCCUCUCCUCUCCUCAUCUCCCCUCCCUUCUCCUCUCUUUCCUUUUAUUUUUCCAAGUGAAUGCAUAAGCAAGAAAGCUAUCAAGUUCAUUCUAUAAUUUUUGAAAGAUUUUUCUUAAAAAAACUUUUUUCAUAUAAGACAUGUAUAUGUAUACCCCAGUUUCAAAUAAGGGAAUAUCAUACAUUUUAAUAUUAAUUAAAUGUGAACUGGGUUUCAGUCUGUGAGUUGAUACCUUCUUUGUUGGAAGGUUUGGGCUCUUGGAUUAGAACUCAUAGGUCUCAGAGUCUCUGACCAAGGUUUCCAUUUACUUAGACCCAUCCACUUCCUCUGUGGGGUUACCAAUGGUAUUGGCUUCUAAAGACCAGAACUUCUUAGAUAGAAUGGUUAAGGAAGUGGGAGUUCUAAAGAGACCACUAAUGUUUGUUUAAUGUCUCUUUAAUCUCUGGGAUGAUGAUGAGUAACAGGCUGUUUGGGGGAUAUUCUCUAGUAGCUUCACUAAUGUCCGAGCCCAGUGUGAGAAUCUUCUCACCUGUACCUUUUGGGGGUUUGAACUAUAUACAUGACUAAUAUACACGUGGUGAAGAACCCUCUGGUUCUGUGACUAUGACACUGUUCAGAAACUUUAAAAGGCCUCCAAACCAGCUGCAGUCCACCCCACCCCAUCACUUGCCAGGGUGGGUGGAGAUGAAGACUCUGGUAGGCUACAUGCCAUCAUAGGCAUGGUUGCAUAUGUGUUCUGUGUCUCAUUUGCGAGUCUGGUUGAGUUUCGGACUUUUGAGACAGUGUCUUAUACUGUACCCCAGGCUGUACCCCAGGCUGUACCCCAGGCUGUACCCCAGGCUGGCCCUGGGCUUGAGAUGAUCCUUCUCCUAUAACCUGUAGAAGCCUCUAUACCUGAUGGGCGUUUACCUUUUUACUCUUUUCUCUUUCUUCACUUUGGAACUGUCCUCCUACUUGGGGCUAGACUUCCUAACCACCCUGCUUAUUUUCAUCGUUUAGCAUAGUAUUAGUUAACUUUGCUUGCUUCUAUUACAUGGUAUCUGACAGAAUCAACUUAAAGGAUGGAGAGUUUUAUUUUCAUUUACCUGAAAAUCAGAGGGUUCAGGACACGGCUUCUUGAACAAGGCGCUGUGGUGCAGGAAUGUGUGCUGGAUGAAAACAUCUCCCUGUUGCUAGAGAGGAAGCAGAAAGAAAGUCCAUAUAGGAAUGAGAAAGCGAUGUAAUCCCAAGGAUAUUUCCCCCCUGACCUACUUCCUCCAGGCCUCACCUCCCGCCUUAACACCACCACCCACUAAUGCCAUCAUGUUAUGAACCCUUCGAGGGCUUAAUCAACUGAUUAUUGUAACUUUGAUGAUCUAAUUGUUCCUGGAAAUAUCAGAGAUACACCCAGAGGUUUGAUCAUUCAUCUCCCAUGCAGCCUUUCAUCUAAUCAAAUUGGCAGUCAGAUUACCACUCACAGACAGCUGGGUAUUUAUAUGCCCGGACAACAGAUAAGGACUACUGUGUCUCAGGCAAAAUACAAUUGAGACUUGAUACCGAGAGGGGCUUUGAACAUUGCUCAAUUUGGGAAAACAGAACAGUUUUAAUCGCUUCUCCCCAGAUUUUUGGUUAUAUAUAAAAGCUUCAGAGUUUAACAUGGAUGGAGGCUCUUCACUGGCAGUGAUUGGAAUUUUGGAACAUCAAGUUUAAGCUAAAACUCAUCACCCAGCUUACAGUUAGGCUAAGAAAAAGGUUGGGAUAAUCCUAGGGGUCUUGAGUUCUUCACUGUAUAUAAAAUUAUUAGCUGAUUUGAUGCAAUUUUGGCUGUUCUGUAAUCUCCACAAUACACUUGAGUUCACCGGAUGGAAACCAAAGCAGUUAGCUUUUUUUAUUUUUGUGGCCAAGCCUGGCCAUCAGAUAUAUGAAAAUCCAAUCUGCUGACUAUGUGGUCUACGCUAAUCUGAAUUACUUUUAUACUCUAAGAUUGACUUUGUUUAAUGCUUGUUUGCAGUCUGGCAUCCAGAGGUUAUUGUAGCUGAAGAAAGAAGCAAGCAAGUAAACAAGUGGACCCUUUCAGGACGGCGUCAGCAGGGGCAUUUUCUUUUUCUUUUUCUCUUUCUCUCUCUCUCUCUCUUUCUCUUUCUCUUUCUCUUUCUCUUUCUCUUUCUCUUUCUCUUUCUCUUUCUUUUUCCUUUCCUUUCCUUUCCUUUCUUUGUUUUGUAUUUUUGAGACAGGGUUUCUCUGUAUAGCCCUGACUGUCCUGGAACUCACUUUGUAGACCAGGCUGGCCUUGAACUCAGAAAUCCGCCUGCCUUUGCCUCCCAAGUGCUGGGAUUAAAGGCGUGCACCACCAUGCCCGCUGGACAUUUUCAAUGGCAGUGUGGCUGGGAAAAAUCAGUCACUUGGUGCUUCAUUCCAUUGGGUUGAUUCGGAUCUUAGCUGUAUUGCCACUGAGGGUGACAGAGGAAGGGAGAGCAGGAGGGAUCCCAGGUGAUGUCUACCUUACCCACUUGAUUUUCCUUUAAUUGGUCUUGCCUUGCUUCUUUAAAAGCUGUUGGUUUUUGGAUGCAUUUUAGGCAUACAUCUGUUGGAAUCACUUCAGGUCACUUCUCUGGGUAUUUGCCCUGCCCAUCCAUCCCUCACUGAUCUUUGCCUGGUCCAUCCCAUUGGCCUCUAAGAGCCUCCUGAAACCACAGUCAUUGCUGAUGUGAAACAAAGGUUUGUUGCAGCCUUCAGACCUCAUCUUGGCUCUGACAUCUCACUCUGACAGGGAGAGUAUAGAGAUGGCCUUGCGCUCAGCUGGUGGUGUGCUCGGAUUCGUAUGUGCAUGACCACUUCCCGCUUCUCCUCAUUUCCAAGCGUGAGCUUCUAAGAGGAACAAAUGGAAGCAUCCUCACUUUCCCCGUGCAGCAAACUGUGUUGCACGACCUGGAAUAGCUGACAUAUGUUGCCCUCAUGUUCAAUUUCCCUAAAAGAUGCUUCCUGAUCUUUGGAUUGUCGUGACCCAUAACUUAUUAAAUAUCUCAUACGGUAGUGAGUGUGGAGGGGAUGCGACUGUGGGAGAGCAGAUGCCAGAAGAGGACUCCUUGAUUUGAACAACAACAGAAAAGCAGACCCCAGAGUGAUGGCUAUAUUCUGUGAUGUAUCUGUUAUUACCUGCCAUGGUGGGCUUAUUUGAAUUCAAUGACAUGCUUGUUCUCCGAGUAUUGCAUUACAAUAUCAGAGCUGGCUAAUUUAUUUAUAGUGUGUGUUGCUAUAGCCUUUUUCUUUUCGAUUCGUUCAAAUGUUAAUAGCUCCUUUUAACCUUUCUAAAGUUUUUAAAUGAAAGUACAAUUACAUCGUUUCUUCUCCCCUUUCGUCCUUCCUAUGCCACCCAUAACUUCUCUCCCUUGCUCCAUCUCAAAUUCACAGCCUCUUUAUAUUUAUUUAUUAUUGCUUUAUACACACACACACACACACACACACACACACACAGCCUACUGAGUCCAUUUAGUGCUGCAUUUAUGCGCAUGAUUUCAGGAAAGAUAACUUGGUAUUGGAUAACUAAUAAAGAGCUCAUUCCUGUGGAUGGCUAAUUGUCUCCCUUUCAGCUGUCUUUAGUUGCCUGUGCUUGUCUGUCUAAGGCUGGGGGCCCUGUGAGGAUGUCCCCUUCCGCAUCAGCAUAUUAAUCCGUGUUGUCCUGGUUCAGGUCUCAUUUAGAUAACUAAUUAGGCCACUAAAUUGUUAAAGUAUCGUGUGCAUAGCUUCUCUGUCAGUUCUCGGAGAGCCAGUCGUAUGCAGGCCUCUCAGUCCUGUGGCUCUCCCAGUCUCUCUGCCCUCUUCCAUGAUGUCCCCUGAGGCUUCGGUGCAGGAGCUGUGGUUUAUGUGUAUCCACUGGGGAUGGACACCCCAUGAUUGGUCGCUCUCCGAGUUCUGACCAGUGCGGGCUCUUUAAUGGUCUCUAUCUACAUUCUCAAUACUUACCCGUAGACCACAGAUCAGAGUAGCUCUCAUCCCUCACAAAUAGCUGCUCUUUUUAUUCACUUCCCGUUUCUUAUUCCUUGGGAGUUGCGAGGUGGAGGCUGUAUAGGCUUUUCUCUAGAAAACCUGAGAGAACUGUUUAAAUACCAAUUAUGUCUUCCUGUUGUCCUUCAUUUUUAUAAAGCAUUGUUCUUGAAUUGGAAACUAAGGUGACAUUUUGCCAUCUCCCUCACUCAUUUACUCAAAGUGGGUAUCAGCUCAGCUCAGGCUGAUGUUGUGCUGGGUGUUGUGUGAUCUCGCUGGUUGUAAGCCAGAAGUUAAUAGUAGAAGUUGGAGUGGGAGUGUGUGGUAGGUGGGGUUACAUGUGACUAUGUUAACUAGUCUAUGCAUAUUCAUGAGUGCAGCCCUGACCUUUGAGAUGCUAUGGGUCAGCACCAUCACAUCUUAGUUUUACCAGCAGAGAAACUGACACCAGAAGAUCACACGCUGUUCUGGAAGCCAGCUCUGCUCAGCUUCAUGGCCUUUCUUUCUUCAUUAUGCAUUUUUUUCAUGCUUGUCAGUUUUCUUUAAUGAACAAAGGUAGUUGUCAUUAUAGACCAUCAUCAAUAACAUCUUUAGAAAAAUAAGUAUUUUAAAUCAACACUAGAAAAUCCAGCUCAGGGAUGGUUCCUUGAUUUUAUAAAUACAAUUUUAUUCGAACGCAGCUCCACUCAGCGAUUCAUUGUCUGUCUUCCGUGUUGCUUUCACAUAAGGGCUCAGUAGUUGCAACAGAGACCAGAUGCUCCGUGGAACCUGCAUUCUUUGGUCCUUUAAGACAAAGUUUAUUAAACUCUGGUUUAAAGUAGUACUUGAGAGCCAGGCAUGAUGGAACAUGACUAUAAUCCCAACAUUUUGGGGCUGAGACAGGAAGAUCAAGAGUCUGAGGCCAGCCUGGGCUACUUGAAACAUUGUAUCAGUAAGCCAAAAUUGUAUUUAUUAUGAGAAGUGAUAUUAUUUUGAUAGUGUGUUUAAAAGUUUCCCAGACACUGAUGGUCUUUUCAUUGUCCUGAGACAGGGAUUCACUCUAGGUUCUUCUGCUAUUUACUAAACUGGCCUUAAACUCACGGUCAUUCUCCUGCCUCGACUUCAUGAGUGCUGAGAUUACAAGUAUGGACCACCAAAACCAGCUUCCAGGUGUUGAGUUCUGAGGUUCAGUCUUCAUCAGCAUCAAGUUGAUGUUUGUUGUAAAAAAGAAUUUAUAACAUUUAAAAACCCUCUACAUUUAGUUUUGUUAGAAGUUGUAUUUGAGAGAAAUUUCUGGAUUUUUUUUUAUUCUGACAAAUUAAUAUGGUUGAAAAUCAAUGUAAAGAUUUUCUGAAAAAACUUUUCAGCUUCUUAUUAUAUAUUGUGCCCGGUCAACCAAUGGGCAAUUUUUUUUUUUGCUCUUGAGAUACUUUUUUCAAUAUGUGCAUCUGGUGAAAAUAGGCUUUUGUAUUUUGACAGGAAUUUGUUAUUUUCUAGAAGACCCUCUUUUGGAGGAUGUGUAAUCCGUAUUGUUCAUGUUGCUGGUUGUCUUGUGGAAGCUGAAUUUCUGGCCACAUGAAAGGAAAAGGCUCUUUACAAAUGGAGGGGCGCUUGAUGCAUGGACUCUAGUUAGGGUUCUGUUGCUGUGGUAAACACCAUGAACAAAUGCUGUGAGCAUGUUUAUUUUGGAGUACAGUUCGCAGUCCAUCACUGGCGGAAAUCGGGGCAGGAACUUAAGGCAGGAACCUGGAGGCAGGAAUUGAAGCAGAGACCGUAUAGGAAUGCUGCUUACCGGCUUGCUCGCCAUGGCUUGCUCAGCCAGCUUGGAUGUACAAGCCAUGACCACCUGCCCAGAGGCAGCACCAUCUAGUCUAAUGGAGGCCUUUUCUUAAUUGAUGUUCUUUUUCUCUCAGAUGACCCCAGUUUUUGUCAAGUUGGCAAACAAGUAACCAGGACACUGACUUACGUUGGAAUCUUGUUCCUGGAUGGCUUCGGUUUUCUUUUUUUGUGUUCCAGGUCAAUACUAGGUGCUCAGGAGGUGCUUAUGUGUCUGGUGGGCUUGGAGGGGUGUUUUAGUAAGGAACAGACUUGCAUUGUACGAGAAGCAGUGUGUCGCCAAGCCACUCGGCGACAUGUGGGUUCUUCCUUCUGACUUGACGUAAGUCCAGUUUGCUGGAGGCUUUGAUGGCCUCUUAAUCUUCUCUCUUGUCCUUUUAUCUCAGGUAGUGACCAGUAGUAAGUGUCGCUGGCAGCUUUAGUUGGUUAUCGAGUUGCCCUGCAAAGUCCAUCUAAGCUACGGCAGGUUGUUAAAAGAAGCCCGUUCAACUCAGUAGGUUGAGGCAGUAAGAGACAAUACUUUCCCCAGUUUGAUCCACACAGCUCAAGAAGGUUCCAUCAGAAUUGGAACAGAGAGUUUGCUAAUGAUCUGAUGUUUCUGUAAUUCUUUUUCUAUUAAUAUUUUUGGUAUGUUUUGACAUAGGUAUAACAAAGCAGUAUAGAUGGUGUAUGUCACCUAUCAGUAAACAAAGCUGUUGUGUGACAGAGCUCCUAGUUCAAGAAAGACAAUGCAGUAGCUCAGAGUAGACUGAAGAGCCGGUUGAUAUGCAUCAUCAAGUGGCCUUGGCCAAAGUCUUUUCUUUCUCUCUCUGUAGAAUGGGUAUAGUGGUUUUUGUGAAUAUAGAAAGCUCUGUGAACUAUGCUGCCACAUGGAUAUAUGCAGAUGUUAAUCGCCACUUGCAGAUAGGAAAAUCCUCAGAUGAGCUGUGUGACGAUUACUGAAUACUACUUUGUUAAGUUUAAGACUUCAGAAUUGCCUCGUUCUUAAUUGGAGUGCAGACGUUCUUGUUUGUAACUGUAGAGCAGUUCCAUAGUUAAUCAGGCUGGACACUGAACCCAUAGGCGCAGAUGGGGCUGGUAAACUAUAUUAUCUGAGGCACAUGGUUUUCCAUAUUUUAACAUGUCUGCAGUUGAAUUUAAUCUUAUGAUCCACAGGGUCAUAGGUUUUAUGAAAUACCAUGGUUUCGACCUCAUAAGAUUCUUCUCAAGGAUAAAAGGGGUGAUUAAUGGGAAAUGUACAAUACCUACCCCCUAGAAACUGCUUAAUAAAUAUUAAUUUAACAUUUUAUGAUUAUUGUUAUUAUUUAUUAUAUUGGGUUUUCUAUUGUUCUGAAAGGGAAGAGAGAAGGCAAAACACAGCAGUGGUUGGAGGGUUUUGAAGACCAGCCAUGACAGAACUACAAUUUCAGGUUUCAUUGUUCUUCGCUCUUAGAAGAACCUCUGUGGUGUUCAGUUUGGGAGGCAGGGAAGCAUUUUGGAGCACUGCAGACAUCUCUGUGAAGCAUCACCGUGUUGUGCUAUUGGUUUAAAUGAUGGAGCACUGGUGAUGUGGUUCCAGUAACUGUCACUCAGCGGAGCACUGGUUAUUGUAAGUCUGUGCCAGGAGUCAACAUCUGUGCUGAGGAGGCAAUAUAUACAGGCCACACCUGCCAUUUCUGUUUGGCAUACAGUUUCAUGUCUUCCAAUAAUGAAAAUGCAUACACACAAAAGUGAAACGUAUAUACGUAAGGUAAAAUAUGACAUUGUCUGACUUAUUUCGCCAAGUAAACACUAAUACGUUUAUUUUUGAACUAUGUACAAUUUGGCAUAAUCACUUUUGUAUGGAAAAGACAAGCAUGCUCAGCCAUCACUUUGUGCCAGUGGCUCAAGUGUUCAAGGCUAGAGAUGGCUGCCUGUCAGGGUGUCUUGCUUAUCUCAGGUUGGUCACUCUCAGACCCGGAUGGAGGCUAGCCUUGGAAAGAGACUUUGGAAAAGGCAGCGUGUCUUUGCCAGUGCUUGAGGUGGCAGUGGGCUUAGCAACAUCUCCACUCACCCUCUACCUGUUAGGACAUGGAAAUCCUGUGGAAAUCAUGGGGGAGGUCAAUAGAAGCACAGGGUCCAGGUAUGCACUGUUCUGUCAAGUGAGGAUAUCCUGCAGUGGGUCAUGGGUUCUGCGUACUACUGGGAGUGGGGAUAGGGGUCACAAGUAACCACAUGGAGACUUCGCAUCCCUGUUAUUUGAGUUGAGGAAGUGAGGCUCUUUCCUCCAAAAUCCUUAGGCUUGUUUAUUUUACAUUUUGUUUGCUGUUGAUCUUUUGAACCGGUCUGGUCCUUACGAAUUGAAUUCUUCAUACUCUUUCUACUGUUAGCUCACUUAUGGUUUUGCUUUGAAAUCAGUAAACCUUGUGUUUUUGCCACACUUCCACAAAGUUUUACUUAACAUUGUGUGUACCUGGAAACUUGUCUUGAAGGGAUGUCUCUCCAGGAAUACGCAAGGUCUGCAUCUCGCAGGUCAUUUAAAAGUAAAUGCCGCCUGGCUUCGUGCGAGCAGCUGUGUGAAUCGCCGGGACUCUGGUGUGGAACACCUAAUUCCCUUCUGUUGCUUACUGGCUUUCUAAUUUUACCCCUGUGAUCAUAGUUGUAAAACCUAAUUUCCAAAGGGUCUUGUGAAUCCUAUUAGUAGCUCUGUGUUAUAAUAGCAAUUUUAUAUUGCAUUGGUAUUCAUUUUCACUAUUAUGGAAUAAUCAAAUCAGCACCUCUCUUAUUCUGCCGUCGAAAUAGAAAAUAAUGGGGCUGUAAUGUAGAACUGCUAAUGUGAUGGAGCUCGCUCAUUGUGUUAGGGGAAGAAUGUCCUCCUUUCUUGUUCCAGCUCACUUGAAACUGUGAUUGAGGAAGGAAAUGGAAGGCAUUUCUACAUCUGUGAUAAGGCCCUGCGAACAUCCUUCGUUUGAAUACGUAAUUGUCUUUUGAUGGCUCUGGGUACUCAUAGGCACACCUGGAGGACAUUCCCUGCCAUGGUGGCCAAUGAGCUGGCAACAGGGUUGCUGUGUGGACCGGUUUUUGUGCUGUGGUUUCUCUUUUAAUCAUGAGGAACAUUUGAUGUCUCUUUGCUUGCGGAGGAAUUAUGCCCUCUACCUUGCUCAUCAAGGCCUUCAUCUACUUUGUUUUGUUGUUGGUGGGUUCCCCCCCCCCUUCUCUCUUUUUAAAAUCAUGAAGAACAUAUUUAGGCUACAUCAUUAGAGACUUCCUCCAUCCCUGCAGGUCUGAGUUGACAGGGAUGUUGGGAGGCAGGUCAAGUGACUGCCUAAUGAAGAUGAAUGAAGAAAAUUGCGGGGACCAGGAUCAUGCUGGGGCUCCCAGCUCAGGUUGUUGGAAGUGUGAUGGAAUCUCAUCGCUUCAUUUAUCAGUGUCAUAUUUGGGCUAAAAGUGAGCGGUAUUGUUCUCAUCUCUCCCAGAUGGAUAGGUCAACUUUAAUAUUUAUUGCUCAUGUAGAACAUUUGUUUGAUGUAUUUCCAUUAGCUAGGCAAUAAUAGAAAAGCAGUGGAGAGAGACAGGAAACAGUUCCCUUCCUAUUUAGUUGAAAUACAGCACACGCUAGUGUGUAACUACGGCCCGAAGUGCCCUGGAUUCCCGCCCCCCUUCGGCUGAUGACGUGAUUGUAUAUAUUAAAGAGUCCCAUGGAAAUAAAGGGAGCAGCAUGAAUAUAAUACCCAUUGAGAGCAGCUGGCGGCGUAUAAAUUGUGUUGUCUUUUGAAUUUCACGAUUUGGUCAUGUAAUUGGCGAGUUUUUCUUGGCUGUAUAUUCAAUUCUUGGUCUAAUAUCGUAUUUUAGAAUGGGAGUAAUGCGUAGUGGAUUGCUUCAUCCUCUGGGCUCUAUGGUGAAUCUCAAGAAAGCUAAAAUUUUCUAGAGAGAGAACAAUUUGUUUUCAGUAGUGGAAUCAUGUUGAUUAUUUUCUUUGUAUAUUUGUGGGAAGGAAUAUCUUGUUACCAAAACCCAUAUGUUUAGAAUAUAUGAAAGGUAAGACCCUAAGUAUUGAAAACGGUGGCCUCUGUGAGAGCAGCUAGCUCCCCAUUUAUCAGCCGAUGUUCACAUUUUGCAGUAAUCUGAAUGUUGGAGUAUUAUUUUCUACCCUGGAACAAACCUAGCUCUUUGUGAGGUAGGUGUUGUCUUAAGCGCAACGCAAACAUCUUAGCCAUAUGUUUCUAUAAUUUAAAUUAAUUUGGUACAGUCAUACUGUUAAUCUUCAGCGACUUGUUGAUUGGCAUUUUGCAGACAUAUUUCUGGAAGGCUCCCAGUGCCGUUUUUCUGCAGCCUUUCUGGCAGUAGCAAGGAGCAACAUUUCCACAAAUUGGAAUCUUGUACAGCACUGGGAAGCGAGCCAAGAUUUAAAUUAGACAAUAACCUCUGCUCUGUAUAUAGCUCCCAUUCUUCAGCUGUAGGCAGAGUGAUUUGUUUAAUACAGUCAGCCCUGUACCAUAUAAUAGACUGAUGUAUGAGUCACUCCUUGGCAAUGUGUGUUGCUUAAAUUUAUAUAGAUUGAACAACUGGUUGGUAAUGUACUUAGUUACAGUGCUACAAACAAUAACUAUUAGGAGAACUGAAACUGCCUCUGCAAGGGCCAUGCUGGGGAGGUGUUUGGGAGGAUCCUGAAGGGCUGUGAUUUUUAGAAUGAUUCUCCUUUUGAGGCUAAGAGACUUCUACUUCAUAAACACGAGUGUGCUGCUUUUAUUUAUUUAUUUUUUUAAAAAGCAAAGCAGCCAUAAAAGUUUUAUGUUAUAGUUUUCUGUUUCUCAUUUUCUAUUUGUUGAAAAUUGAAUUGGGAGAACCUAAUUUGCUUCAAAAAUUAAACUAAACAUCAGCCUGCUUUUGGGGCAAGACCAUUUGGUUGUGGUUUUGCAUGUGUGCCUGUGAGUGUUUAAACAUUAGCUGUUUCUUUUAAAGGAAUAUCCGUGUAGAUGUGUAUUUAACCAUGUUUUCCAGGUUGGGCCGUGUCCCUGGCCUUAGCUGUUCACAUGCUGAAAGAGACCUUUCUGAACAAAGAUCUUUUCUUUAGAGAAGAGCUUGUGUUCCAAGUUCAGUUCAUGUUUAUUUAAAAGAUUAAAAUCAUUAGACCAGAUCUCACUCUUUUUUUUUUUUGCCUUCUUUGGGGUCCAAAAGAAAAUUGAUUUUGCGUUCCGUGAGAGUGGGGUCUGAAAGAGUAUAUUCAGGGAUACACAAACAGAGGCGAUGUAGAAAUCUCUGUGUGCAGCUGAACAAAGCAAUUCUGUUUUUACCACUGAGCAUUUGCUGAGUCUGGGUGUGAAAUGUUCUGAACAGAAUUGUCACCUGUCUUAUGAAAGCACUUCUUUUUUAAGGCAAAGGAUCAUUAUAAUCUGAAAUAUUUUAAUGCUUUUGUUGUCGUUGUUGUUUUGGCUUUUGGGGGGGAUUUCUUUUUUUUUUUUUUUUUUUUACCUCUGCCAACUGGAGCAUUUAUAAAAUAACAUAUUCUGUAAAUAUUGAACAAUACAAAGACAUCUUUCAUAACAGUUUAUAGUAUGCUGCCUGUGCUCGGUGGGAGCCAGGCAGUAGUUAGUGGCAAAUGAUAUGCCAAUCAAAAAUUAUUAUUACGAGUGUAACCUGCUGUAAUGCUGUGUCUUAUCUGGAAGUGUCAACUUGAUAGAAGCCAACUCUUUGUCUUUUAGAGUUAAGCUCUUGUUUGCCCUCAGUUAAUUCUGUCUCCCAAAGGCUCAUUUGAAUUGCAUGAAGGAUAAUCUGCUUGACAGUUUUAUACAUUUAAACAAUCUUGAUUAUAUGGUAUUUUACAUGUUUUUAAAGCUCCCAGUUACAAUUUUAUGUAGGCUUUUAAAGAAGUCUUUAGUCUGAAAAGGAAUGAGCGAAAUCGAUAGGUAGAAUCUGAUCCACCUGAGCAUCAUUCAGUGGAACUGGAUAGGGGCUCUUCUCCGGGGUGCUGUUGUGUGAACAUUGAUGAGGGGUGGCAGCAUGCUCAGAAUCGCUUCUACUAAAACGUUAAUGAAUAAAUGAAAGAAAACAUAGUAUCCUAGUUUCAGUGCGCUGGAUGGAGGUUGAAGGCAGUCUUCUGCCUGCUCCCCCAUGACUUAAAUUGGAUAAUGUCUAGAUGAGUUUUGGUUUAGGAUCAAGUACCCUGCUGCAAGACUUUGGAGAGUGUCUGUGUGUUAGCUGUCCUCUGGAAGGGCGUGGGUGCACAUCAUGCUGUGGGACGUUAUGAGCUCACCAUCUGGUACCAGGCACACUGGCUUCAAAUCCACGACCUACCACAGGGUCAUGUACUAGGUGAGUUUUGAACAAGAUGGAACCCAGCCUCUCUUAAAAUCUGCACCGGUACACGGCGGGGAAGGCAAUGCUUUCCCUCCAGUGUCCCCAUUAAGGUGAGAUGAACUGCAUGGUCAGCAUGUGCUGCAGUUGCUGUGGUGUGUGCCUUUCCAGCUCUAGGGCCAUGGAGACCUGGAACAGGGGUCUAGAGACAUUUCUUUACUGCCUUUUUCUUUUUUCUUUUUUUUUUUCACUGCCAAACUGCUAGGUGGUCGUUGUCGGGAAAUCACAUUGCUGUUCUUAACCCUUGAAGGAAAGGAAUUUGGAGAAGGAAAAAAAAAAAAAAGGAAUUGGGCCUUGAGGGAAAAAGAAGCUGCUAGGUGGGAUUUGAACCCUUACCCUUGAUUUGAAUGCAGGGGGCAGUAGAAAUGUAAUAGAGGUCUAUCUCUUGUUCACUUAUGAGAAUAACUUCUUCCCAGAAGACCUGUUAGUUCCCCUCCCAGGAGAGUGCUGAGGACAGGGUAAGAGAUGAGGGACUGAAUCUACGAAGCUAGUUUACCUCUCCCCACUAGCACAGAUCUGAGGCGGAUGGCUUGCCGCGAGUAAGAUGCCAACUGAAAACCCCUGCCCUCCACAAUCUCCUGUUGAGGCUGGUGAAGUAACUGCCCUGAGUAAACAUUGAUUGGUGGAGAUAGCGCAAGUGAUGUCACCAGAUGCAAGUGAGCACAGCCUGUUGUGGACUCUAUGCAAGGGCUGAGAGGAGCACAUUGUGAUGGUUCAGAUUAGCCACUGGUAAGGACCUGCAGUGUGUAAGCAAUGAAAUGUAAUACAAGUGUAGUCUUUGUCUGCUUAGAGACAUGGAUGUUGCUCUGGCUAUCUGUCAGUGGGCACACAGACUAAUAGUUACUCUACAUUCUUAAUUUAAAUUUUUUUAGAUUACAAUACAAUCACAUUAUAAUUAUGUUUCUUCUUCCCAUUCCUCCCUCCAACCCCUCACUUGUCCCCCAACUUGUGCUUUCUUUCAAAUUCAUUUCCUCUUUUUUCUUUUAUUGCUCUCUCUCUCUCUCUCUCUCUCUCUCUCUCUCUCUCUCUCUUUCUGUGUGUGUGUGUGUGUUUGUAUAUAGCCUGCUCAGUUUAUCUAAUGUCAUUUAUAUGUAAAUGUUUUCAUGGUUGGCCAUUGCAUAUUGGUUAACCAAUUGCUACCCUCUUUCCUAGGGAAGACUUUUUCUGAUAUCCCCACCCCAUGCUAGCUUGUCUAUUACAUCACCCAUGUUAAAGUCUUAUCAGUUAAGUAGUCAUAUCAGUGAGACUUCAAGGUAUUGCUUCUGAUAUUUCUAGGAGACAGUAUCUCAUGGUAAACUCCCUGUUCUUCUGGCUCUUCGAAUUUCCCAACCUCUCUUCCACAAUGAUCCCCAAGUCUUAUGUGCAGGAGCUCUACUGUAGAUGUAUCAGUUGGGUUGGGCUCUACAGUUGGGUUCUGCAUCUUGAUGGCUCCUAAUUUUCUUUACUGGCCCUCAUCUGUUGCAAAGAGAUUUCCUCAAUGAAGCAUUACACUUGGAGACAGGUUUGAACUAUAUGGCUCUAGAUCUCACUAUGUGGAUCCGGCUAGCCUCAAACUUAUAGGAAUCUGCCUAUCCUUGCCUCCUGCCUCCUGAGUGGUGGCCUUAAAUCUGUAAUCAUUUGUUAGGUGUCUAUACCCAGCUUGAGAGGAAGGUGAAAUGGAAGUCAGAGAGAUCACACCUGCUUCUCAGCUUCUUGGGUCCUGUCUUAGAUUUCCAUUGCUGUGAAGAUACACCAUGACCAAGGCAACUCUUAUAAAAGAAAACAUUUCAUUGAGGCUGGCUUACAGUUUCAGAGGUCUAGUCCUUUAUCAUCAUGGCAGGAAGUAUGGCAUCAUGAAGGCAGACAUGGUGCUGGAGGAGCUGAGAGUUCUACAUCUUGAACUGAAGGCAGCCAGAAGGAGACUGUCUUCCACAAGCAGCCAGGAGGAGAUUCUAGUUCCCCCACUGGGAGAAGUAGCAUAUGAAACCUUAAAGCCCACCCCUACAGUGACAAAGUUCCUCCGACAAGGCCAGACCUACACCAACAAAGCCACACCUCCUGUGGGUCAAACAUUCAAACACAUGAGUCUAUGGGGGCAAACCUAUUCAAACUACCACAGGCCCCAAAGUGAGAUUUGUGUUUCAUUCACUUUGCAUUCUGCAAGAACUAAUUGCGUGGCUUACCUGGCCCAGAAGCAAAAAAACAAAACAAAACAAAACAAAACAAAGACAAAAACAAAAAAGAAAACAAAACAACAACAACAAUAACAAAAACAAAAAACAAAAAACAAAAAACAAAAAACAAAAAAACGGUGGCAUCAGGAUCAGACCCUGCACCAUAGAAAGAGGACUGACCCUCCAGAAAAUAUCAAGCUGUACCUGCAGCAAUGAACAAGCAUGUCGCUUUGUCAGAAUUCAAGAUUUCUUUGGGGAAAUGGAAGAAGCAAAGUCAAAAUUAUUCUUACAGUUGUGGAUUAUUCUUACACUAAUGGAUUUUAGUUAGAAUAGGAUUAUUAGUCAGAAAAACCCCCGUUCUUCUAAUAUAUGAAACUUGAACCGUUGAGUGUUGGUGAGGUUGACUGUUUAACCAGCAGAUGUUCACAGGGAGAAUUAAAAACAACGAGAAAGUGUCUCUUGUAUUGAUGCUAAACAUCAAGGGUGUGGCAGGGACUAAGAAGUCACCUGACUAAUUGUGUGCUUAAGCUGUCUGGGGGUUGGGAGAUAAUCCCUUCUCUUCUUUCAGAGAAAUAAGGAGACUCUGUAGGAAAGGUUUCAUUUCAAGAGGAGACAAAGGCUGCCUGGCUGAGAAGGCCUGUUCUCUAAGAUACUAUGGGUUUGGGGAAAAUGUGACCUUUUCUUGUGAGACGAAGGUUUAGGGAGGGACAGACAAAAGUGUUUAGGCUUGUCAAAUAUUUAUAACCAAUUGUCUCUCUUUAUUCUUGCCAGUAGUAAUUCUCCUCCGGUGAUACUUGGUUUAAAAUGUGCUCGGUUGCUUCUCAUCAGCAGUUUAUUUAUUUACCCAUUUACUUAUUUCUUUUUAAUCUCUCCUGGGAACUCACCGUGACUACUUUCAUUUUAUAGUUGAGUGUAUGCACAUGCGGAAUUUGAGUAAAAAUUGAAGCCCUUCCCCAGUAGAGUGACAUUUUGGAAAGGAAGGCGGUGGGGGUGAGUGUGGAAGUCAUCCUUGGUAGAAGCACAUCAUGGGGUGUGGCUCUGCAUGCAUGUGCACGGGGGUGGGGGUGGGGCACAGCUGUAUUGCUAGACAGUCUCCUGUCUAUUUCUCCCUUGCACUGUAUUCUUCAUCAACUGUUUUGUUGCUUUGAGACAGGAUCUCACUGUGUGGCUCAGGCUGGCUUAGAAUUCACAGUCUACUAGCCACCAUGAUUGUAUACAAGGUUUUCUGAAGUUUCUGUUCCCAGGUAUCUUUGCCCCAGUUUUAAGUCAUUGGCUUCAGAUACCUACUGGAGCGGGUCACAUGUGUGAGGGUUGCUGGGGUCUGUCUCCUCUCUGGGUGUUCUACUGGCUCCACUGGUGAAUGUAAACGGGACACUUGACCUGUGACUAUCAAGAAGGAAACCCACCCGUUUUGCCUUCAGAAAUAUUCUUUUGAUCUGACUGUUCACAGAAAAUAAGCCGGAUGGUCUUUUUUUGUUGUUCUUCCCUCCCCUAAGUCUAUCUUACGACUCACGAAAAGAAAUUGGAGAUUGAGAGGAUCUUGUGUUCAGGGGCAAAAAUUAAAGAUGCUUUCCUCAACUCUCAAAUCAAAAAACCAAGAUAAGGCCUUUUGAUAUCUGCCUAGGUGGAGCCCAGAUGAUUGAACUAGGAAGGGGCAGGGGUGGAGUGGCGCAUAGCUUCCUUUUGAUUGUCUCCUGGUCCAUAGGCUUCAGAAUUGAUAUGAAAAUGUAGGUUCUAUAUGAAAGUGAAAUUUAAGGAAUACAUUUAUCUCUAGUUCCAAAAGUCACAAUAACAGCACUAUCAAGAAUCCCCUCAAACUCUAUGCCAUAAUUUGACACUGAAACUCAUCAUGCUCAUUUGUUUUGAGAGAUAUGAUUUAUUAGGUCAGGAACAACUGACUGAGUCAGACUACAAGGACCGGCCCUUCUGAUUGGAGUCCUCAUGGGGCAGCAUCUUGCCUCUGCUCGGAGUUGCAUGUUGGGAAAUAAUAACUACAUGAACAUGGCCGAGGCAAACAACGCCUUCUUUGCUGCCAGUGAGCAGACAUUCCACACGCCAAGCCUUGGGGACGAAGAGUUUGAAAUUCCACCGAUCACGCCUCCUCCAGAGUCAGACCCCACCCUGGGUAUGCCUGAUGCACUGCUACCCUUUCAGACUCUCAGCGAUCCGUUGCCUUCCCAGGGAACUGAGUUCACACCCCAGUUUCCCCCUCAAAGCCUGGAUCUCCCUUCCAUCACAAUCUCAAGGAAUCUGGUGGAGCAAGAUGGCGUGCUUCAUAGCAAUGGGCUGCACAUGGAUCAGAGCCACACACAAGUGUCACAGUACCGCCAGGAUCCCUCUUUGGUCAUGAGGUCAAUUGUCCAUAUGACGGAUGGUGCUCGAUCUGGGAUCAUGCCUCCUGCCCAGCUGACCACCAUCAACCAGUCUCAGCUCAGCGCACAGCUGGGCUUGAAUUUGGGAGGAGCCAAUGUGUCCCACACAUCUCCUUCACCUCCAGCAAGCAAAUCAGCCACUCCCUCUCCUUCCAGCUCUAUCAACGAAGAGGAUGCUGAUGAUGCAAACAGAGCCAUUGGAGAGAAAAGAACAGCCCCAGAUUCUGGCAAGAAGCCCAAGACUCCAAAGAAAAAGAAAAAGAAAGAUCCCAACGAGCCUCAGAAGCCAGUGUCAGCAUAUGCCCUGUUUUUCAGAGAUACACAGGCUGCAAUUAAGGGUCAAAACCCCAACGCAACCUUCGGAGAAGUCUCGAAAAUCGUAGCAUCUAUGUGGGACAGCCUUGGGGAGGAGCAAAAGCAGGUAUAUAAAAGGAAAACAGAAGCUGCCAAGAAAGAAUACUUGAAGGCCCUGGCUGCCUACCGGGCUAGCCUCGUUUCCAAGGCUGCUGCUGAAUCUGCAGAAGCCCAGACCAUCCGUUCUGUCCAGCAGACUCUGGCAUCAACCAACCUGACAUCCUCCCUCCUCCUGAACACAUCACUGUCUCAACAUGGGACAGUCCCAGCCUCACCUCAGACUCUUCCACAGUCACUCCCUAGGUCAAUUGCCCCCAAACCCUUAACCAUGAGACUACCCAUGAGCCAGAUCGUCACAUCAGUCACCAUUGCAGCCAACAUGCCCUCGAACAUUGGGGCUCCACUGAUAAGUUCCAUGGGGACGACCAUGGUUGGUUCAGCAACCUCCACCCAGGUGAGCCCUUCGGUGCAAACCCAGCAGCAUCAGAUGCAGUUGCAGCAGCAACAGCAGCAGCAGCAGCAGAUGCAGCAGAUGCAGCAGCAGCAGUUACAGCAGCACCAAAUGCAUCAGCAGAUCCAGCAGCAGAUGCAGCAGCAGCAUUUUCAGCAUCACAUGCAGCAGCACCUGCAGCAGCAGCAACAGCAGCAUCUCCAGCAGCAGCUCAGCCAACAGCAGCUGCAGCAGCAGUUGCAGCAGCAUCUCCAGCUGCAGCAACUGCAGCACAUGCAGCACCAGUCUCAGCCUUCUCCCCGGCAGCACUCGCCCGUCACCUCACAGAUCACGUCCCCCAUCCCCGCCAUUGGCAGCCCCCAGCCAGCCUCUCAGCAGCACCAGCCUCAAAUCCAGUCGCAGACUCAGACUCAAGUGUUACCGCAGGUCAGUAUUUUCUAAGGUGCGCGAGGCACACGGAUCUGAGUGAGGCGUAGGAGGGAAGGCGCAUGGACUGGAACUUGCAAGUUGACUCUGGUUAUGCAAGAAUGUGUAACAGAUCAAGAGAUCCUCUCAAGUGUCUAUUAGAUAGGCAAUAAGAACUGCAGUGUAGCUGGGAAGCAUCUUUUAGCCGACUAUACAUCACUUUGUUUUGAAACAAGGAAGCUGCGCUCUGUCAUGUGCUGCCUUUUUUAUUUAUUCAGGCUAAACCUACAAUAUGUGAAUCAACCCGUUUAAUGAAUCCUGGGACAUGCUGAUGACUGUAAACUGGCCUUUCCGAGUCAUAGAAAAAAAAAAGAUGGCCUUAUUUCUCCAGAAGUGAGUGAACCACACUUCCAGGCUAUUUGAACUUCUGAAGCCCUAAAAUAAAUAACUAAGUACAAAGCACAGUUGUAACUACCUGAAAUAUGAAGAUCCAGUUUCAUACAAACAUUUGUAUGAUGUGAAUAGUUGAUGGCAUUUUUUUGUCAUGAAAAAAAAAUAAUGUAAAUCACAGACUUUUGCCAAAGCUCUUAUUUUUUUUCUAAAUCUCUCCAGAAAAAAAUUGCAAGUGAUUAGAUUCAAUUAUUGAUUUAUUUACUUCUACUUUGUAUCCAUGACUUCUCCGAAUCAAACCACGGUAUAUGUUGUGACAAUAUCUAUGGCCACUGUUAGCCCAUUAUGUUCAUUCCAAUUAGAAGAAAUGUGAAUACUAUAUUACGUGUUUUGAGUGACGAGUUUGGGAAAAUAAAAACACUGUAUUUUUAAAAGGGAAAUGCACUUAAAUGAAAACAGUUAUUACAAAAGUUAAGAUUUAAAAAAAAGAAAAAGCAAGAGUUUUUAUUAUGAUGUAAUACCGGUAGAAUAUUGAAUAUUUAAAAGGCACACUACAUCUGAUAGUCAAUGUAAAUAUUUUCUUUCCAAGUUGUAAGUUUUCAUAUCAUGUGUUGUAAAGUUUUCCUAAACGAGGCUUUAACGUAAACACUGGUGACAUAAACCAUUCAUUGCUACCUUGCUUAUUGUGUUUUUACGCGGUUUUAUACUUUUUUUAUGAGUUAUGAUAGCAGCAAUUACGUUGUUUGUAUUUUGCUUAACUAAAACAAAAAUGCUUUUAUCUUGCUAUAGAAUAAACACAUUUCAGUAAAAUCUGUGGACUGUAUUUUGAUGCAACCGCAAGGACACUGUUCACUUUUCAAAUAAAAUGGAAUGUCAAAUUUUA
This is a messenger RNA of Mus musculus (house mouse), 28415 nucleotides long. RefSeq names its product TOX high mobility group box family member 3 (gene Tox3). Lineage: Eukaryota; Metazoa; Chordata; Mammalia; Rodentia; Muridae. Gene Ontology annotation, molecular function: chromatin binding; transcription coactivator activity; protein homodimerization activity. Bases 25502 to 27178 code for a protein of 558 amino acids. Gene Ontology annotation, biological process: negative regulation of neuron apoptotic process; regulation of apoptotic process; positive regulation of transcription by RNA polymerase II. The transcript is spliced from 7 exons. The record is from RefSeq and is a predicted model, not a curated record. Gene Ontology annotation, cellular component: nucleoplasm; cytosol; nucleus.